UUUACAGACACCGUAACACAGAUACUGUGUUGUUAACUCACCGGAGGACGUCGCUAGUAAUGUGGAUGUGAUGUGGAAAUGCCUAAACUUUUGUUUUCAAAGAUUGGGAUCUAUGAAUUUAAGGAUCUAAUGCAAAAUGUGAAGCCUCGCAGAAGGAUUGACAUUGUUCUAAGCCGAAGAAGGCAAAAGAAAGACAUCCAGUGUAUUAUACAUAGGAAAAAUGAUGACUCCAGUAGUCCAACAAAGCUCAGCUCUCAAGAUGACCACAAACUCAAACAACCCACCCUGAAGAAGCUGUUAAAGGAUAAAAAGUGUUUGGCAGCAUUUCGUACCUUUUUGCAAUCUGAGUUCAGUGAAGAAAACAUUGACUUUUGGUUGGCUUGUGAAGACUUCAGGAAAAACACCUCACCGGAUGAUGUUGGCUGGAAAGCAGUGGAGAUCUACCAGAGGUUCCUCCAUCCUACAGCCUGCAGAGAGAUUAAUGUUGAUCAUCACAUCAGAGAGAAGAUCAAGAACUCCCUGGAGGAGCCCAGUCUCUCACACUUCGACGAGGCCCAGAGACACGUGUACCAGCUGAUGGAAAGAGACUCUUGUCCCAGGUUUCUCCGCUCAGACACCUACCUCAGUCUGAGGAGCAAAACCAGAACCCUGUGGUACAUCUAAUCAAAAAAAAAACAAAAAAACUACUAGCUACUGGUCAUUACAAAACUUGUAUCAACCUAAGUGAACAUUUAUUUUGUCUUCUCCCUAUUUUGUUCAAAUUAAAUGUUGUCUAGCAGGUGAACACCACAAUCAGAGGACAUGGUUCCCCCACUCUUUUUAUUUGAUGUUUAGUAUUAUUUAUAUUUUCUAAAGAUUUGGAAUUAAAGUAAGAGGAGUUCCUUCAUCCGUAGCAAAGGAAAAGUCCAAGUCCAAGUCAGCCAUGAGAGUUAUUUUUUUCUAGUGCUUUUUUUUUUUUUUUUUUUUUUUUUUUUUGCCUUCAUCAGGAAUUGUUGGCCUAUUUUGGAUUUCUUAUUUUUAAGCAAACAGAAGUUAUUGUUGGUUUCUUUUUGGAUUUUUUUUCCCCCAAGCACUGUAAGCCAUCCUCCCGAAUCAUAUGACUUUUCCUCAGAGCACAGACAUCUUUCACUUGCUCUAUCUGAAACCAUGUUUUCAAUAUCUGUCCAUUUUUUUUGAGCUGGUGAUAAGACAUAUUAAUUAAAUGAUACGGCAGAGAGUAAUAUGGAGCAGCGUUGAAGAGGCACUACAGGAAUUUUGAAGAAGUGUGAAGUAAUGUGAGCGAGAAAAGAAACUGACAUGAGGAAAUGCAUGUAGGGAUAAAAGAAAGCUGGCAGCAUGUCGCAGCGAUGCAGGAGACUGUGCAGGGUUUUGUACUGUUUAUAAUGUAAAGGGAGUGUACAGCUGACAUUAAUGGAUGGACUGAGGGACAGCAAAGGUACAGUGCAGGCACAUGCUGACUGAUUAUUGAAUAAUAAUAUAAUAAAAUAGCUGCUGGUAUGCAGAAUGAAAGGACUUUAAAUUUCAUUAAAUGUUCCUGUUUAUGUGGAAA
Messenger RNA from Myripristis murdjan (pinecone soldierfish), 1549 nucleotides. RefSeq names its product regulator of G-protein signaling 21. The coding region runs from base 79 to 663 and encodes 194 amino acids. The record is from RefSeq and is a predicted model, not a curated record. Lineage: Eukaryota; Metazoa; Chordata; Actinopteri; Holocentriformes; Holocentridae. The transcript has 5 exons.